Messenger RNA from Suillus discolor, 729 nucleotides. RefSeq lists its product as uncharacterized. The annotation marks the transcript as partial. NCBI's taxonomy places the organism in Eukaryota, Fungi, Basidiomycota, Agaricomycetes, Boletales, Suillaceae. The record is from RefSeq and is a predicted model, not a curated record. The transcript is spliced from 4 exons.
GGGGACGAUACCUCAAAACUCAAGACUCUUGUUUUGGAUUGGGUCAAUUGUGAAUUUAGGCCCAACCCUCUGAUCGACGUCGACGAUAAACAUUCCCAUGGAUUUACCAGUGAUGCAUGUGGAAAGUUACUUUGUCCGGCUGAACUUGAUUGGAAUGAUCCUGUUGUUAGGGCAGGGAUUCGAGACCACUCUGAUGGUCACAUUGUGACGGAUCUCUCUUUCCUGGUGUUUCUUUAUGACAAGUACGUUGCUGAUCCGGAAAAUCCGGAGGAAGGCUUUUUCAAGGGGAAAAUCCUGCUGCAGGGCUAUAAAGCCGUGUUCACGUCACCCUCUUCAGCGAAGGACAUGGAGGGUGAUGGUGACGGUGCUGAUGUCAUUCAGAAUAACAGGCGCGCUAACAAGGCAGUGCUUGCUGGAAUCAAAGUCAAGAAACAUGUGGCCCAGAUUAUGAAGAUGGAGAAAGUCACACCUCGCUCGAUAGCAUACAUCGCUUGUCAAGUGCGAUUUUCCCUUUCUUCUGUCACAUCAUGGUGGUCUGUCGAUGGUGACUUCGAUUAUAUACAGUUCUGGCAGACUAUCAUAGAUUCCUUCGAGAGAUCCCCUGGUCGAGAAGCGCAGCAUAGGGUCGACAAACUUCUCGAAUGGUGGACCAGGUGUGACAUCUAAUAUACCCUGAACAAACCUCGACUGAUCUCAUGUUGUUCAGGAAGGUUUUUGGAAGAAGUCGCC